Molecule: messenger RNA, 597 nt
Organism: Eimeria acervulina
Lineage: Eukaryota; Apicomplexa; Conoidasida; Eucoccidiorida; Eimeriidae
Product: mitochondrial import inner membrane translocase subunit tim17, putative
Exons: 2
Coding region: 1-597 (198 amino acids)
Biological process (GO): protein import into mitochondrial matrix
Cellular component (GO): mitochondrial inner membrane; TIM23 mitochondrial import inner membrane translocase complex
Molecular function (GO): transmembrane protein transporter activity
Source: RefSeq, a predicted model, not a curated record
AUGGCGUCUCGGCGAGAUCUGAACAGGGAGCCAUGCCCAGACCGCAUACUGGACGACAUGGGAGGCGCCUUUGGCAUGGGUGCCUUGGGUGGCUUUUUAUGGCAUUUUGCAAAAGGCUGGCGGAAUUCGCCUAAGUACGAAAAAUUCAACGGGGCGAUGUUUUCGGGAACGCUCAAGUCCCCAGCUGUGGGCUCGGCUUUCGCUACUUGGGGCGGUUUAUUUUGUGCCUUUGACUGUACACUGGCAUAUGCUAGGGGAGGGAAGGAGGAUUCCUGGAACCCUGUAAUUGCAGGGGCUGCCACCGGGGGGGUGCUCUCAAUGCGAUCUGGCUGGAGAAGUUGUGCUAGAAAUGCGGCAGUUGGAGGGAUUCUUCUUGGGAUUAUCGAGGUCGUGCAAAUCAUGUUUCUUCGCGGGGCACCCACGAUGACCCCUCGAAAGCAAUUUCAGCAAAUGAAAGAGUAUGAGGAACUGCAGCAACAGGCAGCCGCUGGGAAUUCCUCUUCUUUGUGGUCUCGACUUAUUCCUACACCCUCCCCGACCCCUUCAAAACCGCAGUCUUCGUCAGAAAUACUUCAAGAUUCUGCGGCUCUGAGGUGA